ACUUAAAAAAAAAAAAAAAAAAGAAAAGAAAAACCUCUCCUGGAUAGUUCAUGUGAAUAAUAUUUCUAGAGGGCAGAUUUUAUUAUACUUUGGCUUUGUGUGGGUAGUAUUAAGAAUUAUUAUUUAAAGUAGCAAGUGAUGUUGACUGCACCAAUUUGAAGGAUUUCUCAGCUUUAUUUUUUGCAAGUUUGUAGUUCUUCUAGGGGUUAUUAUUUAAGUAAAUAGGUUAGUGGCUUUCUUGGAGUAUGUGGAGAAACCUCAUUGCUACUAACCUAGAGAAUGACUUACAUGGGAUUAUUUUCUUUAAUAUUUUUAAGCAAACUUUAACAAUGCAUUCUAACAAGACUAAGUUUCCUCCAGAAAUAGAAUGACCAGGAAAUCUGAUUUAAAGCAGCAAAUGUGCCAUGCUAUAUAUAUUUUUGUGUUGUCACAUGCAAUUCGAAUCCAUUAGCUACCCGUCGCUGUCAGGAAAAAACCCUGCGCUAAACCCAUUUAUACACGGCACUGUGCAAAGCCCUGCAAACAAAGGUUUCCUAAUAUGAAAUGCCAGCAUUCGGGAAAAACAUUUUAAGUCUCGUGCUCUGUAGGAUUUAGUCUCCAGUUCUCUCAAGAAAUGAUUCACCUUAAUUGGAGUGAAUUGCUGCAAAAGUAAAUGAAUUGGAUAACUGUCACUGCUGGAGUGGUCACUUGAUAGAGGAGUAUUUAUUUGUAAACAGAGUUCACAAUUUCCCUUUCUGUCCUUAGUGUUCAUAGGGAUUCCAGGAUGACGUCAUUCUUGAUCUAGUAUACAUGUCAAUUUGCACCCGGGAUUCUCUUUCAAAAUAGACCUGUGCGAUGUGAUUCCAAUACAGUAGACAACUUUGAAGACACUAGCUGACGGCAGUCUCAUCCCCCCACCCCCCCAAAUAAGACCUCCAAAGACUCAAAGCCUCAGAAUGCUUCAGUUCCCUGGGGGAAAUGAGGAGAAUCUUGACGUUUCAGGAAGUGUCCGAAGGCCGGGAAUGUGGAAGGAGGUUUGUUUUGGGGACUACAUUUGUCACGCAUUUCAGGGAGAUUGUUGGGCUGAUCGAUCCCCUCUUCAUGAAGCUGCGGCCCAGGGGCGUUUACUGGCCCUUAAAACUCUAAUUGCACAAGGUGUCAACGUGAACCUUGUGACCAUUAACCGGGUCUCUUCGCUCCACGAGGCGUGCCUUGGAGGUCACGUAGCCUGCGCGAAAGCCUUAUUGGAAAAGGGCGCACACGUCAACGGAGUGACGGUGCACGGAGCCACGCCCCUAUUCAAUGCCUGCCGGAGCGGCAGUGCUGCGUGUGUCAACGUGCUGCUGGAGUUUGGAGCCAAGGCUCAGCCGGAAGUGCACUUGGCCUCACCCAUCCAUGAGGCAGUGAAGAGAGGUCAUAGAGAGUGCAUGGAGAUCCUGCUGGCAAAUAACGUUAACAUUGACCAAGAACUGCCUCAGCUUGGAACUCCCCUGUAUGUGGCCUGCACCUACCAGAGGGUAGACUGUGUGAAGAAACUUCUAGAAUUAGGAGCCAGUGUGGACCGCGGCCAACGUCUGGAUACUCCCCUGCACGCAGCAGCGAGGCGGUCCAGCGCGGAGGUCAUCCACCUGCUGGCCGACUACGGGGCCCCCCUAAAGUGCAGAAACGCAGAGGGCAAAAGCGCGCUGGAUCUGGCCACUCCCAACAGCAGCGUGGAGCAGGCACUCCUGCUCCGGGAGGGCCCACCGGCUCUUUCUCAGCUCUGCCGCCUGUGUGUCCGGAAGUGCUUGGGUCGAGCAUGUCAUCAAGCCAUCCGUGAACUCCAUCUGCCAGAGCUGCUGGAAAGAUUCCUGCUCUACCAGUAGUCCCAGCUGGCUGGGGGAAGAUACCUGGAAAUAAGCAAGUUGUUGCCUGCUGUAUCCAGGGUACCUAGUGUAGAUAGAUGCCCAACCACUAGACUCUGACUAUCUUUGGAUGAGCUAAGUCAGUUAGUGUAGGUCCCUGAUAGACCGAAACCCUUGAGGAGUGGAAACUCCCCAUUAACCAAGGGGCAACCAACACAGAGCCUUUUUGUUUUUAGCCCUUGUUGUUAAGAAACU
Mustela erminea (ermine) is the source of this 2078-nucleotide messenger RNA. RefSeq names its product ankyrin repeat and SOCS box containing 11 (gene ASB11). Gene Ontology annotation, biological process: protein ubiquitination; positive regulation of protein catabolic process; intracellular signal transduction. NCBI's taxonomy places the organism in Eukaryota, Metazoa, Chordata, Mammalia, Carnivora, Mustelidae. The coding region runs from base 936 to 1844 and encodes 302 amino acids. The transcript has 7 exons. The record is from RefSeq and is a predicted model, not a curated record. Gene Ontology annotation, molecular function: protein binding.